This is a messenger RNA of Centruroides sculpturatus (bark scorpion), 394 nucleotides long. Its product is annotated as carnosine N-methyltransferase-like. The record is from RefSeq and is a predicted model, not a curated record. NCBI's taxonomy places the organism in Eukaryota, Metazoa, Arthropoda, Arachnida, Scorpiones, Buthidae. The transcript is spliced from 2 exons. Gene Ontology annotation, molecular function: S-adenosylmethionine-dependent methyltransferase activity. Bases 83 to 373 code for a protein of 96 amino acids.
AAUUUAGAAAAAAGAUAUUUUUAAUGUGAUUUUUUUUAUUUUUUUUCCAGAUAGUUGGGAUUGUAUAGCAACUUGCUUCUUUAUGGACACUGCAAAUAAUAUUGUUUCUUAUAUUGAAACAAUCUGGAAUAUUUUGAAACCAGGUGGAUAUUGGAUAAAUCUUGGUCCUCUUUUAUAUCAUUUUGCCGAUAUACCAAAUGAAUUUUCUAUCGAACCUAGCUAUGAAGAAGUGAAAAAAAUUAUUUUGUCUUUUGGAUUUCAAAUGCUAAAAGAAAAAACAGGGCUAAGAACACCUUACACUCAGAAUCCACGAUCGAUGAUGUUUUAUGAAUACAGAAGUGUCUUUUUUGUUUGUCAAAAACCAAUUUUGUGAAAUAAUAAUAAUAAUAAUAAU